CCGGUCUGUAUACUGACUUAAUCAUUCGAUACACAUAUUUACUUUUUUUUAACUCAUUCCCAGUCUUUGGAGCGUGAUAUUUAAAAACAAAUACAUACUAAGGCUCAAAGAGAAGGAAAAAUUAUCUUUUGUGGUGAAAAUGAAUGGGGUCCAGAAUGGCAUCCACCGUAAUGGCAUCAAUGGGAACUUCAUGAAUGGGAACAGUGUGCAUCAUGUGAGCAUUAACACUCUUGUCAACCCCUCCAAACUGAAGAGCCAAAGGCAGAGAUGGACCGUCAGAGCAUCAGAGAUGUCCAAGAACACACUCAACCCCAUCCGAGCUAUAGUGGAUGGGAUGAAACUCACCCCCAACCCUGACAAACCUAUGAUUGCCCUUUCCAUUGGUGACCCAACUGUGUUUGGGAAUUUGCCAACAGAUGACUCUGUUUUACAGGCAAUGAAGGAGGCGAUAAACUCGCACAAAUACAAUGGAUAUGCUCCUUCAGUUGGUUACCAAAAGAGCAGAGAGGCUGUGGCAAACUUCUGCAGUCGCCCAGAAGCUCCACUGGAAGCAAAAGAUGUGAUCUUGGCCAGUGGUUGUAGUCAGGCUAUAGAAUUGGCCAUCAGUGUGUUGUGUAACCCAGGAGAUAAUAUAUUAAUUCCAUGUCCUGGGUUCUCCCUCUACAAGACACUGGCAGUGUCAAUGGGCAUCCAUGUCAAGCUUUACAAUCUGCUGCCAGAAAAAUCCUGGGAGAUUGAUUUUCAGCAUCUAGAGAGUCUGGUUGAUGAGAAAACAACCUGCCUGAUUGUCAACAACCCAUCCAAUCCUUGCGGCUCUGUGUUCAACAAGGAGCACCUGCAGAAGAUACUCUCUGUUGCCUCAAGAAACUGCAUCCCUAUCCUUGCUGAUGAAAUCUAUGGAGACAUGGUUUUCCCUGGCUGUGACUUUCACCCUAUGGCAUCCCUCAGCAGUGAUGUGCCCAUCCUGUCCUGUGGUGGUCUUGCCAAGCGGUGGUUGGUUCCAGGAUGGAGGAUGGGUUGGAUCCUCAUCCAUGAUCGUAACAACAUCUUUGGAACCGGAAUUCGGGAAGGUCUUGUGAAACUAAGCCAGCGAAUUUUGGGACCCUGUACUGUGGUCCAGGGAGCAUUAGAGGGCAUUCUGAAUAAUACACCACCAUCAUUCUACCAUAGCACAAUCAGCUUCCUUAAGUCAAACUCAGAGAUAUGUUUCUCAGAGUUGUCAACUGUUCCCGGACUGAAUCCAGUGAUGCCAUCUGGAGCCAUGUACAUUAUGGUGGGCAUUGAGAUGGAGCAAUUCCCAGAAUUCCAAAAUGAUGUGGAGUUUACUGAACGGCUGGUCACAGAGCAAUCUGUGUUCUGUUUGCCUGCUACGGCAUUUGAAUAUCCAAACUUCUUCCGAAUUGUGGUAACAGUACCAGAAGAGACAAUGGUGGAGGCUUGUGUUCGGAUCAGAGAGUUCUGUGCAUGCCAUUAUCGACCUUACAGUCAAGACAGCAAUGAACUGGACCAAUGAAAUAAACAGACAUAGAGAGACAUAGAAAAAGGAGGAAAGGAGAGGUUAAAGGGCAGACUGAAAUGGUGAACAAAGCUGCAGAAUGAGAAUGUUGAAAGAGAGGAGACAGUUAUUUGCAUUACAUGUGACAAAGGUCUGAAAAUACAGUGGGAUCUGAGACCCAGGGGUGCAAAAAUCAUACAUUUUAAAUCUCCUAUAAUACCUUACAAGCGCGGCUGGAUGUAGGCAUGGGCAGGGGUGGGCUGAGCCCACCCAAACGUGAGUCUUUCCCACCCAAUCAAACAUUUGGCACAUAAUUAAAUAAAAUAUUAGAUUUUUAACGAUUUGUGCAUUGGUUAAAAGCAAUUUAGGGGUGGGCUAUGUGUUGCAAACAUUGAGGGUGGGCUGUACCGCCCCAACCAAUCACAAAAUAGUACUAGAAAUUUGUAGUAUUUUUCUAUUUUUGUCAUUGGCCAAAUGCAACGACACACUCAAGAAGCAGCUGCUGCAAACCAGAGAGUCCGAGACAUCAGGCGAGCAAGAAUGGUAAUAAUGUCAUAUUUUCGUGCAAUGCAUAGAUGUUUAGGGCCCGUAAAGAAGCCUGGUGGUGUCUCUAGCAGUGACUAUAUGUGGCUUAUGUUAAUGUACCACAGGCAACCUCUUCAAACUCAUCAAAUAUCUCCCUCUCCCUCCACCUCAGCUCCCCAAAAUUACGCUGCGGGUGUUCGCGAAAUGGAAACUUGACCUGAAUUGUAAAGCACCACACCAGCCAAUGUUAGCUGAUGGUACCGUUCACGGCACCGGCUGGAUACUGUGUUUUACAGGACAAGUGCUUCUGUUUCCCCUGUUGUAUGUUCGGUGUCGCUGAGAGAUGCUGUCUUCACCUCGCGUCUUAAAUCUCUUUUAUUUACAUAUUUUUACAGUGCUGUGAUAGUUUGUUGUUUUUUGUAAUUGCGCUUUAAACUAUUUUUGCCAUGAAAAUAACCUAUGGUGCUGACAUGGCAUUACUUUCCAUUUAUUCAUGCAUCUAUCUGUCCAUCCAUCAAAUUAUUUUGAUGUGGAUAUUGUAGUUACUGCAUUUUCACAUCAAGUUUUCUCUGAAUUUUAGCAUAUGAGCCAAACUCAUCUGUCACAGCACAGAUCAUAGUCUAAAAGUCUUGAUUUCAGUCAAAACUCAAUUUUGCGUUUUGCCUUUGUAGGGGAGGAUAAUUGCUAAUUACAUUUCUAUUUAAUCAAUUAAUCAGAAAAGCCAAAGAGAAAUAAUCAUCAUCAUUUAAUAUAUAAUUACUUCUUUAAGCAGUUCUUUAUUCAAAUUUUGGGUUUUUAAUCUUAUAUGUUACUGAUCUCCCCAUCUAAUAUAUUUCCUUCCACUCCAUCCUUUUAUUUCUCCUUGAUAUUAUUUCUCUCCACUCCAUCCUUGCAUUUGUGUGUACUCUGAUUUGUCCUUGUAAUUUGCUUUAAGGCUGGAAGUUUAUUGCUUUAUUUUAUUUCAUAAAAAUGAAGGUAGUAUACCAAUAAUAAGGUUGUCAGGACCCACUUCAGUAUUAUGAUUAUGUACAACAGUAAUCCGUUUAUUUAUUUCAAUUCGCUAUAUUUUUAAUAUGGGGAAUAUGUGUAAAAUAUAGGUGUAAUGAGCCUUAUGAUCUUAACAAUUACGCCAUGUUAUGCCAAUUACUGACAUAAAUAAAUAAAAAUUUGUAUGCUCAACCAUUUUCACGAAGAUUUUGUAGGAUCAUAAUGACAUAUUUGGUGCAUAUAAUAUGACAUCUAAUGUUCAUUUGAUUUUGAUUUUCAAGUGUUACAUAUCAAAUGCUAUUUAAAUAAAAAAUAAAUAUAAAUCUCAAGAA
Messenger RNA from Myxocyprinus asiaticus (Chinese sucker), 3339 nucleotides. Its product is annotated as tyrosine aminotransferase-like. NCBI's taxonomy places the organism in Eukaryota, Metazoa, Chordata, Actinopteri, Cypriniformes, Catostomidae. The record is from RefSeq and is a predicted model, not a curated record. Gene Ontology annotation, biological process: biosynthetic process; aromatic amino acid metabolic process. The transcript has 12 exons. The coding region runs from base 140 to 1513 and encodes 457 amino acids. Gene Ontology annotation, molecular function: pyridoxal phosphate binding; L-tyrosine:2-oxoglutarate transaminase activity.